This is a messenger RNA of Archocentrus centrarchus (flier cichlid), 2902 nucleotides long. It is a transcript of the gene atrip, whose product is annotated as ATR interacting protein. Lineage: Eukaryota; Metazoa; Chordata; Actinopteri; Cichliformes; Cichlidae. Bases 293 to 2698 code for a protein of 801 amino acids. The record is from RefSeq and is a predicted model, not a curated record. The transcript has 18 exons. Gene Ontology annotation, biological process: DNA damage checkpoint signaling; DNA repair.
CAGCGGUACCAGAGCGGGUUGAAGAUACACUUAUGUCUUGUCAACUUUAAUUUCGUGUUGUUUAUCUGCUGUUUAACUAUUUAAUAGCGCAUUUAACAGUUUAAUUAAGUACCAAGGCGCCGCUAGAAGGUGUCCUCUUUGACACGCUUCCAAUGUAUUUUUAAUUAAUACAUUUAAAUACUGUUGUGUUUGAGUGAGUUUUGUAGCCUAGCAGGCUAACUUCCCAUUGGAAUCACAGCUAGUUUGCGCUAGCUUAGCAGACAGGAGCGACAGCAGCAGCAUCAAGACAAGCAUGAACUGUCCCCCAACAAAGCGCCUCCGGGGCCUGAACCAGGAUGUAGUAACAGCAGUGGCCUUUGAUGAUCCUUUUGGAGAUGAUGAAGAAUUCACCCAAGAUGUGUUAGAUGAAAUCGACAUCAUUGCCUCGCAGGCCGUCACCUCGGGUUCGGCAGGAGCAAGGACAGGGACAGAGAUAGGAUCCAAAUCAAAUGAGUCAGCCCGCGGGUCAUCUUGGCCAUCCUCCACUGGGCAGAGCAAACCUGUGAGCAAAACCAUAACCAAUCACAGCAGAGAAAAUGCAUUUUCCUUCAACAGUAGCAACAGAGAGAAUGCUGCGAUACCAAGUAGGGAACCUCUGGGUAACAGGCAGCAGCAGUUCAGGUCAGACAGAGAGGACUCCUACAGUCUCCUGGAGGCUCAGCAUGCAGAGCUGAAGAGGAAGCUGAAAGAGGUGGAAGAGGAAAUUGUCUUGAAGAGUGGGGAGAUCCGGGUACUGAGGGACUCUCUGAAAGCAGCUCAGCAGGAGAAGGAGGCUCAGAGACAGAAUCAGAGCCUCCUGGACACUCAGAGACAGAAAGAGUUUAGUGACAGGGAGAAGGAGCUUAACAGAAAGGUUCAGUCCUUGCAGUCUGAACUACAGUUUAAAGAAGCAGAGAUCAAUGAGAUGAAGACCAAACUCCACAAUACAGACAGAAACAAAAUGGCCUCUCCACUGCCUAGAAACAGGUCAGCCAUCCUCAACAUUAUUGGCAGUCCUAAAGUCCUAAAUCAUGGAAGCAGCAGCAGCUCAUCCUCUCCAAUAGGAAAUGGUUUCAUCACCAAGGAGAUGUUUGGAGCCCCGUUAUCAUCCAGAACGACACCGGUGAAGACACGGAGAGAUGAGAGAGGGGCGUCCAGCAGCAGAUCUGCUGAUGUGUCUCGUCCAGAUCCCUUCGUGUCCGUCAGACCUGCUCAUCUGCAGCACAGAGGUGGCGUCCUGCUGGGGUUAUUGCUACAGCAGCCCCUUUCUCCCAGCAGCCUCGGCCUCUCUCAUUUGCUGUCUAUAAGUCUGACUGACAUUCACCUGACAUCCAGUCGGCUGUCAGCAGGUUUUCUGCUCAACUCUGAAGCUGCAGCCGGUGUCAGUGGAGGUCCCAGAGCUGCUCUUAAUCCUGUCCAGAGUCUGGCAGUAACCGGACUCAACAUGCUGAGUCAGAGCCAGCCGGCAUCUGCAGCCAGCAGCAAAAACAGAUCGUGUCCUGGAGCCGUCCUCCUCCUCCCUCUGCUGGACCUUCACCUGUCUCAGCUGUGCCAGUCUUUGGACUCGCUCUGCUCCUCUGCUGGCAGCAGUGGGUCAGACUCUCCAGCUGCCAGCUCACUUCCAGCAGGCCGAACUGCUGCAGCUUCUGCUGGGCUGGGGAGACUGGAGGAGACUGGUUUAUGUGGUUUUAGCGUGGAGGACAAUGGCUUAGCUGCUCUGAGGCUCCUCUGUCUAAUGCUGGUCCACAGUGAUGAGGUGGUGGAGGCUGUGUUGUCAAAGGAGAGUCAGAGCAGAGUCACAGACCAUAAGGCUGACUGCUCCGCUGCCGGAGUGGACCUCUGCUCUCAGAAUGCUUUGCUGCAGUCGCUGCUGCGUCUGUGUGAUGACGGGCUCAGUGGAGGCAGCCCACAGAGGGAGGAGCUUGCCCUCAGUGCCAUGAAGACACUGCGUGUCUUAAUUGAGAGAACACCAGACACACAUACUGACAGGCUGGAGUGUGUGCUUCCGGUGGUGUGUACGUGUGUGUCAGCGAACAGCAGGUUCCAGACUGUUUCGGAGUGUGUGUCCAUCCUCACAUCAAUAUCCGACCACCAGACGCUGGCGAAGCAGCUCUGCUCUCAGCAUGAUCCCUGUGUUUUCCUGAAGUUGUUUCAAUUCAUCAGGACCAGAUCAGACAAACACACAGCGCACACAAACUGGAUUCAGUUGGACCUUCAGGUGGUUCGUUUGUUGAACAGACUAAUGACUCAGAGAUCAGAGAGUUGGGCUACCAGCCUGCAGAGCACCUGCCAGUGUUAUACUGAGCUUGUUCAGACAAUAGUGAUUGUUUUCCAUCGUCAGUGGCUGGAUCUCCGUGGUUCUCAGGAGCUAACAGCCUCAACAGACGUGGCCUCACCUCUGCAGCAAUGCUGUGCCUCCUCUUUGCCGUGGUGGUGCAGCACAGCAGCGUCUCUGCUCAGAGAGUGUCUGUUGCUGUUGCACUGGCUGCUACUGCAUCAUGGCAGCUUCUCAGAGAGCUGCAGGCCGCUGCUGCACAUGUAUGACCAGGUGAUCCCUGCUGUACGAGACACGCUGAGGAAGAUCCCCGAGCUGAGCGAGAGCGAGGAGUUGGCAUUGGAAGAUAUCUGCCGCUCGGAGGGCGAUGAAGCUGAUGACAUGGACACUGACACUGGCUCCUAAUUGGCUGCUGCCACUGACCUGUGGAUUUGGUGGCACAUGUCAACAUAAGGGACAGUUUACCGACUGCUGAUGUAUUAUGUUUUAGACUGGAACAAGAACAGAGCAGACUUUUGUGGAGGUUUCAGAGAAAUUAGGUGAGUCAGAGGUCUGACUGAAAUAAUGAACACAGAGUAUUUACUCUGCUUUCAGAUAGGAUUUCACAAU